This is a messenger RNA of Pyricularia pennisetigena, 1656 nucleotides long. RefSeq lists its product as uncharacterized. The transcript is spliced from 5 exons. Gene Ontology annotation, biological process: carbohydrate transport; transmembrane transport. Gene Ontology annotation, cellular component: membrane. Gene Ontology annotation, molecular function: carbohydrate:proton symporter activity. Lineage: Eukaryota; Fungi; Ascomycota; Sordariomycetes; Magnaporthales; Pyriculariaceae. The record is from RefSeq and is a predicted model, not a curated record. Bases 1 to 1656 code for a protein of 551 amino acids.
AUGGCAGACGAAAAGACCGACGCGCCCGUCGAGGCCACAGCCAGCCAUGUGGUUGCGCCCAAGGGAUCUCAGGCUCCAGGAGCCGGCGAGGCGUCCACGGCCCUGCAGAUCGAGCGCGACAUGAGCAUGAGGGAUACUUUUCGCUUCUGGCCCAAGGCUAUCUUUUUCUCGUUCAUGUUGUCGCUGGCUAUUAUCAUGGAGGCCUACGACCUCAAUCUCAUGAGCAACUUCUACCCAUUCCCGGCCUUCAAAGACAGAUUCGGUGACCAGGUCGACCCCGACGGAGGCAAGCUCGUUUCGGCCAGGUGGCAGACCAUCAUCAACAACGGUGUGCAGGCCGGUUCCAUCAUCGGUCUCUUGAUCAACGGCUACGUGACGGAGUGGUUCGGAUACCGCAAGACCAUGAUCGGCGCCAUGUUCUUCAUGAUCGGAGGCAUCUUCAUCCCCUUCUUCUCCACAGGACUGCCCAUGUUCCUGGCGGGUGCCCUCGUGCAGGGUCUGCCUUGGGGUGUUUUCCAGACGCUGAGUGUAACUUACGCCGCCGACUUGUGCCCGACCAAGCUGAGGCAAUACAUGACAUCCUACGUCAACAUUUGCUGGGUCGUCGGAGGUAUCCUGGCAAAGGGCAUGCUCAAGGGCCUAAUGCAGAGGACCGACCAGUGGGGAUACAGAAUUCCCUUUGCUCUGCAAUGGAUCUGGCCCGGCCCCAUCAUCAUCGCCGCCAUCUUCGUCCCUGAGUCCCCUUGGUGGCUCAUCCGCAAGGGCCGCUACGACGAGGCCAGAAAGGCCGUGGAGCGACUCACCAGCCCCAGCAGCGGCGUGCACUUCGACUUGGACGCACACAUGGAGAUGAUGAAGGCCACCAACCAGCUCGAGAUGGAGAUGUCGACUGGCGGUAACUUUUGGGACUGCUUCCGUGGUGUCGACCUCCGCCGUACUGAGAUUGCCUGCAUGGUCUGGCUGACUCAGAGCUUCUGUGGUGUUCCGUUUAUGUCUUAUGGUAUCCAGUUCCUGAUCAACGCCGGAAUGAAGGCCGAGAACGCCUUCACCAUGGGUCUCGUCGAGAACUGCAUCGGCCUCAUCGGAUGCCUGCUCGCCUGGUGGAUCAUGAACUACGUCGGCCGCCGCUCGCUCUACCUAUACGGACUCAGUGCCAUGUUCGUAAUCCUGAUGGUUAUCGGAUUCAUGGGCAUCCCGGCCGGCAAGGCCAUUGAAGAGAGGCUCGGGUGGGGCAUCGGUGCCUUGAUCAUCCUGAUGCUCUUCCUCUUCCAGCUCAGCGUCGGCCCGUCCUGCUACUGUCUCGUCGCCGAGAUCCCCUCGACCCGGCUCCGAGUCAAAACGGUGGCGCUCGCGCGUGCCACCUACAACACCGCCGGCUUCAUAACCAAUGCUUUGAUGCCUCCCAUGAUUGGAAAGAAUGAUUGGAACUGGGGCGCAAAGGCCGGUUUCUUCUGGGCCGGCAUCGACCUGCUGUUCUUGUGCUGGGUGUUCUUCCGUCUGCCCGAGCCUUUUGGUCUGACGUAUUCGGAAAUCGACCUCCUGUUCGAGCACAAGGUCAGCGCCCGUGCCUUCUCUCAGGAGAAGGCCGACGCGCUCAAGCCGGAGCUGGACGACGUGGCGCGCAGGGCGGAAAAGAAUGUUCAGGCCGAGCUCUAA